UCGUUUCGAAAAUUGGGAAGCGCAAACUGUGUGCUGGAAUUUCUCUUCAGCCAUCAUGAAGCUGAUGAUUAGGAAGUGCGGCGGAUGGCUGGGCCAAUUUUUCAUCGCCUCCAUCUUAUUUUUCAUCAUCGUGGUCCAGGGACAGACUCUCAUGGCACGUUUGUUACAGGUUCGCACCAUGUCAGCCAUGACUUUAAAUUCAUACUGGAAAAGCAUACUUAAUCUCUUCGGAAACAACGAUUAUUACCUGUACGUUUGGGGAUGCAUACUUUGCAUUCAAGUUCCAUUUUGGAGCGUGGGAGGAAUGUUUAUGGUUAUGGAUUAUUUCAGCUGGCCCAAAUGGACGAGGAAAUACAAGAUCCAGCCUGGCGUAAAUGAGCCAAUUGAUUUAAACAAAUUAAUUGAGACUGUCAAGGUUGUGUUGAUCAACCAAUGGGCCAUAGCUAAUCCGGUGAUACUCGUCAGCUACUUGGUCAAAAAAAUGACAAACACUAUGCCAGGAAUUUACGAGUUACCGACACUUGAACGCUUUCUCAUUGAAAUGGCCGUUUUGUUUAUUGUCGACGAGAUAGCACUUUACUACGUGCAUAGAAUCAUGCACCAUCCGAAAUUGUACGCCCGAGUGCAUAAGAAGCAUCACGAAUGGCACGCACCUAUCGCCAUAUCAGUUGUUUACACAACCAAAACAGAAAAUCUGAUGAUUACAGCUGGAACUGGUUUGGGCCCUUUUCUUAUGAAUCCCCACUUAGUCACCUUGUAUGUUUGGUACACUCUCGUGCACUUGAGAGGACUGAAAAAUCAUUGUGGAUAUCAUUUUCCAUGGAUACCCACACCGGAAGAUCACGAUUAUCACCACAUGAUGAGCAAUGCUUGUUUCGGUCGGACGCUCGCCCUUGACUGGCUUCAUGGGACGGACAAAGGCUAUCAUGCGUACAGGGCCCGCAGGAAGGCAUUGCGCGAACAGAAUUCUGCCGAACUUGUCAACAAUAAAUCUGAAUAAUAAAGU
Molecule: messenger RNA, 1006 nt
Organism: Daphnia carinata
Lineage: Eukaryota; Metazoa; Arthropoda; Branchiopoda; Diplostraca; Daphniidae
Product: fatty acid hydroxylase domain-containing protein 2-like
Exons: 6
Coding region: 56-1000 (314 amino acids)
Biological process (GO): sterol biosynthetic process
Molecular function (GO): iron ion binding; C-4 methylsterol oxidase activity
Source: RefSeq, a predicted model, not a curated record